Heterotrigona itama is the source of this 2607-nucleotide messenger RNA. Lineage: Eukaryota; Metazoa; Arthropoda; Insecta; Hymenoptera; Apidae. The record is from the annotation of a GenBank genome assembly.
AUGAUUUCUCCAUCAACAGUUUACUCCAAGUAGGGUAUCUGUAACGACGUAUCCUUUCGAUAUAUUAAAUCGAUAUAUUUUGUAAUAUAAUAUAAUAUAAAAUCCAAUUUUUAUUACACAAUACUAACUUAUUAUUUGAGUAAGUUAAUUUUUUAAAUAUGAAAUAAAAUUUCAAGAUAUCAAAAUCAGUGAUGUUUUGAAAAUGAGAUUAUCAUCAAGCUAACAGGCAUUUUCGAAAUUUAAAAUAAUAAUGUUCAAGGUGAGGGAAAAAUCGAUCACUCUAUUUUUCCUUUUUUUUUCUUGUUACAAUGUGGCCUAAUUUUUGGAUAUGCCUAGAAAAGGCUCGUGCAAUGGAUAAAUGAUCCUUCACCAGAUGGCGCUACGUGCCCGGGUGUGGUGAAUAACCAUAGAGUGACGCGUAACGUGAGUCACAGUGGUGCACGAGUGUCUGUGCUGUACGUUAUCUGGCGUUUUCUUCUCAGUUCGAAGCUGCUGUUAAUCAGGUUGGUAGAAAUUCGUUUAUUUGUUUUAACGUUUCGAUAGAAAAGUUUCAUAAUGGUUGAUUUACGGAUACGGGGACAAUUUGAGAGAUACGAAAUAUUUGACAGCAAACCCAGUUUACCUAUGAGAACGGCCAUUGUUAUUGUGUCGUCGCUCCGAAUGAUAUGCAAACGAUGCAAAUUCCUUGUCAAUCUAUGUAAUUUCAGAAAACAAUUUUUCUAUCCUUUGUCGUUGAAAACAGCGAUAUUUUUUCAUAUUUUUUUAUAUAAUCUUACGAGAGUUGAGAUUGAUAAAAUAUAAGUGUUUCGACUGUAUUCGAUAAAUGUUUAUCGAAAUUUAGUCGGUUCGUACAAGCAGCUGAAUAAAAAUUCCGAAACUAAAUGUUGAGAUUUAUGUUUCAUUAAAAAGAAAAAACUUAAAAAUAUAAAAGCAACGUUUGGAAACGUAAGAUGUAAUAUUUUUACAAGUAACAAAUAAGUAAGUAUAUCUUAACAAAUAUAUUUUAUAAAUAAUUUUUUUUAUUAAAUUAUCGUAUAAAAGUCAAAUUGGACUGUAAAUCGGAUAAGUAUUUUUAUAUAGAUUUCUAUAGAUGUAAAGUGUAAUGUCCUCUUUAUUGAGCCGUUACGUAGACGAUCUUAUUUUUAUCUUGAUUUUCGUUACGUCGUGAUAUCCUAAAUUAAUUGUCUAAAAAUAAAUAGUAGACUGUCUUUUAAAUACGUCUAAUGGCUAUUAUUUUUUUUUCCGAACACUGUUCUAGUUCAACGCGAGAAAAUAGCAAUCAAAUUUACAUAACCUCUACUUCACUUGCGCGUGAAACGUCCCUAUGAAUUAAAAGUUUUAUAAAAAAAAAAAGAAAAAUAUAACAAAUAAUAAUAAAUACAUACUUACAAAAGAUACGAUUUUAGCAUUAUAAUUGAUUGUUUAUUCGUAAUUUCAGGAAUACAAACAUGUCUUCGCGCAAAACAGCCGGACGCCGUGCGACAACUAAAAAGCGUGCACAACGCGCAACAUCAAACGUCUUUGCGAUGUUUGAUCAAGCCCAGAUCGCUGAAUUUAAAGAAGCUUUCAACAUGAUCGACCAAAAUCACGAUGGUUUCAUCGAUAAGGAAGAUCUUCACGACAUGCUUGCCUCACUCGGUAAAAAUCCCACUGACGAAUAUUUGGAGGCAAUGAUGAACGAGGCUCCAGGACCCAUCAAUUUCACGAUGUUUUUAACUUUAUUCGGCGAAAGACUUCAAGGUACCGAUCCGGAAGAUGUGAUUAAAAACGCCUUUGGCUGCUUCGAUGAGGAAAAUACUGGACACAUAAACGAGGAACGUCUGCGAGAAUUACUUACAACGAUGGGAGACAGAUUUACGGAUGACGAUGUGGACGAAAUGUAUCGGGAAGCACCCAUCAAAGGAUCGAUGUUUGACUACAUAGAAUUCACGCGAAUUUUAAAGCACGGUGCUAAAGACAAGGACGAACAGUGAAAAAUUUAUGACCGCCCGUUUCUUCUGUUUGCGUGAUUGAGGCGUGCUACACGCUUCAAUAUGGUUGCAAUUGUAAAGUUUGAAAUAUCACUUGUAUUUUGUAUAUCCUCUAUUAAUGAGAAUAACCGAAAAUGUAGGAUUUAUAUUAUUUUUCUGAACAACUGCCUUACCUCUAGGUCCUAAGUGUACAAGCCAACAGAGCCACAUAGGCAUUCGGAAUAUUUAUUUCAAACUAAAAAUGUUUGCGUACAAACUACGGAUAGAGAGGAAAGUUGUAAUAUCACGUUGUAAUACAAAUUACAAUCGAUAAAAACAAAAAUCUCAAUAUGUAAUAUAUAUAUAUUGUGUAUUAUAUUAACACAUAGUUGUUAAAGAGUUGGCAUUUAUAUUUUAAUAUAAUAAUGAAUUAUACACCAAAUACAUUCUACUUGAUUGUCACAUCCAGCGAGAAUGAAAGUCAACGUUCGAUGUUUAAGAUAUUGUAACCGUGAUCCACUGCUGUUUAUUGCCACUAGUAAACGAGAUAGGAAGAAAUAAACAUUGACAGACUAUCUGGCCUUUGUUCGAACUGACGCGAUACGAAAAAUGCUUUGAAAGUUCAAUAAACCUUAUAUCUGUGCAACGAAUAAAUAAC